AGCCGUAAAGCCUCGUAAGGGCUUUUUACACAGUUUAUUAUAAAAAGAAGGUUCUUGCUUCUUCCUCUUCUUCGAGAUCACUCUCCUCUCUGUUUUGUGCAAGCACAGCAGCCAUGGUGCAAGUCAGGUUCUACCGCAACUACGGCAAGACCUUCAAGAAGCCGCGACGUCCUUACGAGAAGGAGCGUCUUGACGCCGAGCUGAAGCUUGUCGGAGAAUACGGUCUUCGUUGUAAGAGAGAGCUGUGGAGGGUUCAGUACACGCUUAGCCGUAUCCGUAACGCUGCCAGAGAGCUUCUCACUCUCGACGAGAAGAACCCUCGUCGGAUCUUUCAAGGUGAAGCUCUUCUUAGGAGGAUGAACAAGAAUGGGCUUCUUGAUGAAUCCCAGAACAAGCUCGACUACGUUCUUGCUUUGACUGUUGAGAAUUUCCUCGAGCGCCGUCUCCAGACUAUUGUCUUCAAGUCCGGUAUGGCCAAGUCCAUUCACCACGCCCGUGUCCUUAUCCGACAAAGGCACAUCAGGGUUGGGAGGCAACUUGUGAACAUUCCAUCGUUCAUGGUUAAAGUAGAGUCACAGAAACACAUUGACUUUUCUCUGACCAGUCCAUUUGGUGGUGGUCGACCUGGAAGAGUGAAGAGAAGGAACGAGAGAGCUGGUGCUAAGAAAGCUGGUGGUGGUGGUGGAGAUGAGGAUGAUGAAGAGUAAAAGUACCAAACCCCUUUAAAACCCCUUUGUUGGAUAAAUAAUGUUUUUUUUUUGUUUAAUAGUUUUCUUGAACUACAAGAAGUCAAGUGUGUUGGUUUGUAAUGGUUUUAGCCUUUAUGUGUGUUUUGCAAUAAUGUGGUAGUGUACCUUUGUGUUGUUGAACAAUGAUGCCACUUUCGGAUCUUGCUU
This is a messenger RNA of Brassica rapa (field mustard), 896 nucleotides long. RefSeq names its product 40S ribosomal protein S9-2. Lineage: Eukaryota; Viridiplantae; Streptophyta; Magnoliopsida; Brassicales; Brassicaceae. Gene Ontology annotation, molecular function: structural constituent of ribosome; rRNA binding. Gene Ontology annotation, cellular component: cytosolic small ribosomal subunit. The record is from RefSeq and is a predicted model, not a curated record. Gene Ontology annotation, biological process: translation; ribosomal small subunit biogenesis.